AUGGAAUCUUACGGAUCAUCACUGAACCGCAGCCAGUCCCUCGCGAGCGGCCUGGAGAAGUCUUCCCCGAAAUGGAAGCCCUCCCACUCUCGGAGCAGCAGCACCGUGUCAUCCAGACAGGUUAUCAAAGACUGGGAGGUGAUUGACGACCUUCAGGUAGAAACUCAGCCUGGAGGUGAGAACCCUCCUGACACGACCAUCCCAGGGAUCUGUGAGGGAUAUCUCCUGAAAAGGAGGAAGUGGCCACUGAAAGGUUGGCACAAGCGAUACUUUGUCUUGGAAGCCGGGUACUUGCGUUACUCCAAAAACCAACAUGAUGUCACCAUUGGAAGAGUCCAGGGCUCUUUAGAUGUGAGCCUGGCAGUCAUGACAGUAAACAAGAAGUCCAAUCGGAUUGACUUGGACACAGGAGACAUUCUUUACCACUUAAAGGCAAAGAGCCAUGAGCUCUUCUACAUUUGGUUUACCAAGCUGCAAGCCCACCGCCUGUACAAGAAGGCGGCUCAUGGUCACAGCGGCAUCCUGCUCACACACGGAGGUGCAGCUGGACAAGCUCAGAGAAAUGGAGAUCUGAGCUCCACAGGGAUGCUGCCCUCCGCUAACACCGCUGUGAACAGCAAAGUGUCAGCCUGGCUGCAGCACAGUCACAACCCAGACACCUGUGUGCAAGAGCUGAAUCGUUGCCAUGUGGAUAUUUCGGAGAUAAACCGGUUAAUCCAGAAGCUGCAGUUGUUGGAGGCGGGCCAGGCUGUCAAUAACGGAGACCUGAGGCGCAUCAUCAGCACACAGAAUCUGUUGCUUGAGAAGCCAAAAAAGCCGAGGUCAGGGAAGAUUUGGCACUCUCGCACAUUAUCCAGAGUGGAGGCCCUAGGAAAGCUGUCCUCCAGUCAUCUGGGAAGCUCGCCUCAGCUCGGUGCGUCCGUCCCCUCUAUCCCAGACUACGUCUACUCCCAGCUGUCCCCUCCCACUGUCACAUCCCCUGAGGGCAAGAAGGUCCACCAGGACAUCUGCACCAUAUCGAUAAGAGUGCUUGCCUCUCUGAAGUCAGUGCAUGAAACUCUGUCCCAGGAGAGGCAGAAGCUGCAGGAGAUCUGGGAGCCGAACAACAUCCACCAGUCUAACACGUUAGCAGAGCCUGCAGCGGCGUCACACUUAUCCCACAGGCCUCCCUCAGUGGCAGACUCGGCUGCAGAGUAUUUUGACGCCAGCGCUGACGUGAUUUGUGAUGGUUCCUCUGAGGUGUCUGAUGAAUCAGGACUCAGUGAUGGAAGCACCACCAACUCUGAGCCAGAGGAAGGACAUGCAUCGGCCACCAGGAAGUACCGUGCUAGCAUUCACAGGAGUCCAAACGGUGUCAUUCCCAGGAUCACCGGCUGGCGAACGACACUGCCCGCUCCAUGUCCGGACAACAGCCACGUGGGCCUCAUGGCCAUCCUCUACAAUAACAUAGGUAAAGACCUGGCUCGGGUCUCCAUGCCUGUUCCUCUCAAUGAGCCUGUUACCCUGCUGCAGAGGCUGUGUGAAGAGCUGGAGUACAGUGAGCUGCUGGACACUGCCAACAACACCCCAGACCCCUACCAGAGGAUGGUUUACAUUGCUGCCUUCGCUAUCUCUGGUUACUCCACUGCGACGUUCAGGAACCGCUACAAGCCCUUUAAUCCGGUGCUGGGGGAGACUUACGAGUGCGUCAGAGAGGACCGGGGCUUCAGCUACAUCAGUGAGCAGGUCUGCCACCAUCCCCCCAUCUCUGCCUGCCAUGCUCACUCAGAGAACUACUCCUUUUGGCAAGACCAGCGAUGGAAAAAUAAAUUCUGGGGGAAGUCACUGGAGAUUCUGCCAACAGGGAUGGUCAAUGUGACUCUGUCAAGGUAUGGAGAUCACUAUGAGUGGAACAAAGUAGUGACCUGCAUCCACAACGUCCUCAGUCAGCAGCGCUAUCUGGAGCAUUACGGAGAAGUCACCAUCAGCAACCUCAAAAGCAAUGUGUGCACCUGCAAGAUUACCUUCGUUAAGUCUCGUUAUUGGGGUUCAGACACGAACAAGAAUGAGGUGCAGGGCACGGUGCUGGACCAAAGUGGGAGCAUCAUUCACCGGUUUGGAGGUCUUUGGCAUGAAGGCAUCUUCUGCGACACCCUACCUACUCCAAAAUGCGUCUGGAAGCCAAAUCCCCAGCCGAAGGAUCACCUGAUCUACUACGGCUUCUCGGACUUCGCCAUGGAUCUUAAUGAACUCCCCCCAGACCUGACGCCCCUCCUGCCUCUCACAGACAGCCGCCUGCGCCCAGACCAAAGGAUGCUGGAGGAAGGAAAUUUGGAUGAAGCAGAAGCAAAAAAAGAUUUUAUAGAGGAAUAUCAGAGGGAGCGAAGAAAAGAGCUCGCCAAAAGGGGGGAAGAACAUAUUCCACGUUUUUUCAAGAAAACCAAAGACUCCUGUGGACGGGACAUCUGGCUGACAAACGGGACGUACUGGAAGGUCAGAGAGAAUCCAGGUUUUACUAAUGUUGACAACUUAACUGUCUGGUGAUCAGACAACAGAGACGAUCUAAAAUGCCAGAUAAAAGACAGGUGUGAGAGAUGUUGGACAUUU
Messenger RNA from Notothenia coriiceps (black rockcod), 2586 nucleotides. RefSeq names its product oxysterol binding protein-like 7 (gene osbpl7). The record is from RefSeq and is a predicted model, not a curated record. Lineage: Eukaryota; Metazoa; Chordata; Actinopteri; Perciformes; Nototheniidae. Gene Ontology annotation, cellular component: perinuclear endoplasmic reticulum; cytosol; nuclear membrane. The transcript is spliced from 21 exons. Bases 1 to 2523 code for a protein of 840 amino acids. Gene Ontology annotation, molecular function: cholesterol binding.